Molecule: messenger RNA, 705 nt
Organism: Peronospora matthiolae
Lineage: Eukaryota; Oomycota; Peronosporomycetes; Peronosporales; Peronosporaceae
Source: the annotation of a GenBank genome assembly
AUGGGCAACGCACUCGGCACGAAGAAGACGCUGAGGGAGCAGCUGCGCGAGAACAAGCGCGAGAUCAACCGCGCCGUACGGCAGCUCGACCGAGAGCGCACGAACCUGCAGCUGCAGGAGAAGAAGCUCAUUCUCGAGAUCAAGAAGAUGGCGAAAGAAGGGCAAAUCGCCAGCGUCAAGAUCAUGGCCAAGGACCUGGUACGGACGCGUCAGCACGUGACCAAGUUCUACACGAUGCGGUCCCAGCUGCAGGCGGUUUCGCUGCGACUGGACACGGCGCAGUCAGCUGAAGCCAUGACGUCAGCGCUGCAGGGCACGACGACCGCGAUGAAGGCGAUGGCGUCGACCAUGAACUUGCCGAGACUGAACCGGAUUAUGAUGGAGUACACGAAGGAGAGUGAGAAGAUGGAGAUGACGCACGAGACCGUUGGGGAUACAAUCGACGACGUCAUGGACGCCGAGCAAGACGAAGAAGAAGAGGAGAAGAUUGUCGGACAGGUGCUGGACGAAAUCGGCAUCGACAUGACGGGUGCCGUGCCGGAAGCUCCGACAGCGCACAUGGCACCGGUUGCUGCUGUUGUGGAAAAAGCUGCGGCAACAGCAGUACAGCUGCCUGCUGCCCCCGUGGCUGCAGGGGACGGCGAGUCGACAGACUCGGCACUGAGCGAUCUUGAAAAGCGGCUCAACAACUUGCGACGGUCGUGA